Molecule: messenger RNA, 3908 nt
Organism: Solea senegalensis (Senegalese sole)
Lineage: Eukaryota; Metazoa; Chordata; Actinopteri; Pleuronectiformes; Soleidae
Product: NACHT, LRR and PYD domains-containing protein 12-like
Exons: 10
Coding region: 1-2802 (933 amino acids)
Molecular function (GO): protein binding
Source: RefSeq, a predicted model, not a curated record
AUGUCUCCACAGAGACAUGUCCGCCUGUCCCCGACAUUUUCUGUGGACGAGCAGACGUCCCGCUGUCCUCUGUGUCAGGACGUCCUGAAGGAUCCAGUCUCCACCAGCUGCGGUCACCAGUUCUGCAGACACUGCAUCUCCUCAUACUGGGACCAGUCUGGUCCACCAGGAGACUCCUGCUGUCCCCAGUGUGGGAAAAGACCCAGGACAGGACGUGGACCACAGAGCAUCCCAGAUGUUGGUCUGCAGAAGGUUCUAGAUGAACAUAAGAUCAGUCUGAGGAGCAGAUUUGAACAUGUGACUGAAGGAACUGAAGGAACAGGAAGUAGAACCCUCCUGAACAGGAUCUUCACUGAGCUCUACAUCACAGAGGGACAGAGUGAAGAGGUCAAUACUCAACAUGAGGUGAUGCAGCUGGAGACGCCCUCCAAGAAGAAGACGGUCCAGGACACUCCCAUCAAGUGCUGCGACAUCUUUAAAGCCUUACCUGACCAGCAGGGGAGCAUCAGAGUUGUCCUGACCAACGGCGUCGCUGGUGUUGGAAAACCCUUCUCGGUGCAGAAGUUCACUCUGGACUGGGCCGAGGGUUUGGAAAACCAGGAUGUGAAUCUGCUGAUUGUGCUCUCGUUCAGGGAGCUGAACCUGAUCAGAGAUCAGCAGCACAGUCUUCUCACGCUGCUCCAUGUUUUCUAUCCAACAUUAGAGAAGGUCAGAGCAGAGGAGCUCGCUGUCUGUAAACCUUUGUUCAUCUUUGACGGCCUGGAUGAAAGCAGACUCUCACUGGACUUCAGCAGCAGCACGCUGGUUUCUGACGUCACACACAGGUCAUCAGUCAACGUGCUGCUGACCAACCUCAUCCAGGGGAAUCUGCUUCCCUCAGCUCUUGUCUGGAUAACUUCUCGACCUGCGGCGGCCAAUCAGAUCCCUCCUAAAUGUGUUGCCAGGGUAACAGAAGUACGAGGCUUCACUGACGACCAGAAGGACGAGUACUUCAGGAAGAGAUCCAGAACUGAUGAUCUGUCCAGCAAAAUCAUCUCACACAUCAAGACGUCCAGGAGCCUCCACAUCAUGUGUCAAGUCCCAGUCUUCUGCUGGAUCAGUGCUACAGUUCUGGAGCACAUGCUGACCACAGAGCAGAGAGGAGAGCUGCCCAAGACCCUGACAGACCUGUACUCACACUUCCUGCUGGUUCAGACAGAGAGGAAGAAGAACAAGUACGAUAAAGGACAUGAGACGAGUCCACGGGAGCUGAUGGAGGCCGACAAGGACUUUCUUCUGAAGCUGGGGAGGCUGGCCUUUGAACAUCUGCAGAAAGGAGACAUCAUGUUUUACCAAGAAGACCUGGAGCGGUGUGGUCUAAGUGUGACAGAGGCUUCGGUGUACUCAGGAGUUUGUACAGAGAUCUUUAGAAGAGAGAGCGUGAUCUUCCAGAAAUCAGUCUACUGCUUUGUUCAUCUGAGUGUUCAGGAGUUUCUGGCUGCAGUCUACAUGUUCCACUGUUUCACCAGCAGGAAAACAGAGGUACUGCAGUACUUCUUCAGACAAGAAGAUAAAGACAGGAAGACAGAGGUACUGCAGGACUUCUUUAGAAAAAAAGACACCAUGGAGAAAUCCCUUCAAAGUGAAAAUGGUCACCUGGACCUGUUUGUUCGCUUCCUUCAUGGACUCUGUCUGGAGUCCAACCACAGACUCUUAGGAGGUCUGCUGGGUCAGACUCAGAACAGUCCAGAAAUCAUCCAGAGGGUGAUCAAGAACCUGAAGAAGAUGAACACAAGGAACAUCUCACCUGACAGAAGCAUCAACAUCUUCCACUGUCUGACAGAGAUGAACGAGCAAUCAGUGCAUCAGGAGAUCCAAGAGUUCAUGAAGUCAGAGAACAGAAGACAGGAACUCUCUGAGAUCCACUGCUCAGCUCUGGCCUACAUGCUGCAGAUGUCUGAGGAGGUUCUGGAUGAGUUGGACCUGAGCCAGUACAACACAUCAGUCCAGGGGAAACAGAGACUGAUUCCAGCUGUGAGGAACUGCAGGAAGGCUCGGUUGAGGGGCUGCAGUUUGACAGAGAUCAGCUGUUCUUCUCUGGUCUCAGCUCUGAAGUCCAACCCCUCACACCUGAGAGACCUGGACCUGAGUGGGAACCAUCUGCAGGAUUCAGGAGUGAAGCUGCUGUGUUCUGGACUGGAGAGUCCACAUUGUAGACUGAAGACUCUGGGGUUGUGGUACUGCAGUUUGACAGAGAUCAGCUGUUCUUCUCUGGUCUCAGCUCUGAAGUCCAACCCCUCACACCUGAGAAAACUGGACCUGAGUGAGAACCAGCUGCAGGAUUCAGGAGUGAAGCUUCUGUGUUCUGGACUGGAGAGUCCACAUUGUAGACUGGAGACUCUGGGGUUGAAGGGCUGCAGUUUGACAGAGAUCAGCUGUUCUUCUCUGGCCUCAGCUCUGAAGUCCAACCCCUCACACCUGAGAGACCUGGACCUGAGGUGGAACAAGCUGCAGGAUUCAGGAGUGAAGCUGCUGUGUUCUGGACUGGAGAGUCCACAUUGUAGACUGGAGACUCUGUGGUUGAGUUACUGCAGUUUGACAGAGAUCAGCUGUUCUUCUCUGGUCUCAGCUCUGAAGUCCAACCCCUCCCACCUGAGAGACCUGAACCUGAGACAGAACCAGCUGCAGGAUUCAGCAGUGAAGCCUCUGCGUGAUCUUCAGAAGAGUCCAGACUACAGACUGGAGACUCUGGAGUCAUCCCUCAGUGUGUCACAGGGCGUUCUGAUCCAUUCAUACAGACCCACGGGGCGCCUGGAACCCUGAGCAGUGAAGCCUUGAUGGUAGGCUUUGCCCUGAUCUAAGAGAGAAGUGCGGCGUACGGGGACUGAGACUUUACGAUCCAUCCUCUCAUCAACAACUCCUGUGUGUACUUUUUUAUUUCCUGUACAGAAGAAUGAGCCUCCUGAACAGGGAUAUCAUCCUUGACCCUGGUUUGCAUCUGUAGGGAUAACAUCCAAUGUCACUGUGGUCACAGGCAGACACUGCAGACUCUUCAUAAAGCAUUUCCUCAGUGACUUAGAUCAGCAGGUGGUCUCCACAGCUAACUGCAGCCUGUGCUGUCUCAACCUGUCGUGUCUCGUCGUGUUUUCCAUCUCAGUGACUUUGGCUGUUCUGAUUCUCUUUGGCUGACAUGUGACCACCUGCUGUCACUGAGGCUCUUUUAGACACUUUGCUGUUCUAGAACACUUCUUCAUUCUAGUGGUUUGUAUCGGACCACAGGUCCAGAGGUGUUGUAGCUCAGUAGUAGAGCCAGUCGUCUUUCAACGUAAGGGUUGGGGGUUCGAUUCCUGCUUCUGCCGUCUGUGCUGGCAGAUAGAAAAAUGUGCUGCACAUAGAUGUGCUGUAUGAAAGUGUGUGUGAUGGGGUUUGAGUGGUCAUCUAGACUAGAAGACUAGAAAACCCUUUACCUGCAGCACACAUGCAUCAUUGUUCCCACUCUGACAGUAGCUAUGCUGUAGCUUUGUGGCCUUUGGACAUGGAUGAGGUGUAUAAUAGCUUCAGCUUGUUCUUCUACACCAAGAGCUUUGCAGAGCCCUUGCAGAGGAGGUUGACAACCAUGGCAGACACAUCAGCGUUGGACUUGUGUAUGAGAGUGGUUCUCUGUUUGCAGCAGACAGGUCAAGGCUCUCUCCUGGAUCAAGAAGCUCUCCAGGUGGUCGCACUGUGUAAUUGGGGAUGGACGUCUCUGUCUUCAGGACCAACACGGUCUCACUCCCAAGUCGUCCCAUGCGUGACGAUCGGGCAGUGUCCCCUCACGUCAGUUCUUAACGUACUGGGUACCCCUUUAGCGUCAAUUUUCAACGCUUGGGGUAGUCAGGUUGACUUCUAUAGAGCUCCCAUAACGUCUGCAUAUGACGCCACGGGACCGA